Molecule: messenger RNA, 4133 nt
Organism: Sus scrofa (pig)
Lineage: Eukaryota; Metazoa; Chordata; Mammalia; Artiodactyla; Suidae
Gene: SLC2A10
Product: solute carrier family 2 member 10
Biological process (GO): D-glucose transmembrane transport; circulatory system development
Cellular component (GO): membrane
Molecular function (GO): D-glucose transmembrane transporter activity
Source: RefSeq, a predicted model, not a curated record
UAUGAAUCCAUGGGAGAGUGAAUGGCUGAAGUGGGUAUGCGUGAGUCAGUAUAGCAUGUGAGUGUGUGUGUUUGUGUGUGUACAAGCUGGCUGGAGAGGCCAGACUAGUGUGGACUGCAGUGACGGGGAGUCUCCUUCCUGCCAGGAGGAUGGGGUAGGACAACUUGUGGGGUCCUCCCCGGACCCGGGAUGAUGGUGGUGGGGUUCCUCUCCGGGGCGGAUGGUGGGUGGGGUUCCAGCCAGGCAAGGGCCAGACUGGGGACGUCUGGGGUGCACCUCUGUCCCGCCUCCAGGCACUGGGGGCCUGGGCUGGCCAACGUGGCGGCGGCGCUGCAGGCGGGGAGGGAGGGACGGAGGCGGGAGGUAGGAGGCGGGCCGGAAAGUUUGUCCGUCGGCCACUGCGGGGACUUGGCCUGGGGAUGCGCACCCGGCGCUCCAGCGUCCCCAGCUCGCUUCGGAGUCCAGCUCGCCAUGGGCCCUGGACCUCCCCAGAUGCUCAAGAGCCAAGAUCCUUCCUCGCUGGAUACCCUCUGUCCUGAGCUCAUUCAUUCAUUUGAUGAGGAAGAAGGGCAGGAGCUACUGAAAUGGAGGGAAAGGACGUUCCCAGCAGAGGUUACAGCUGGCCGACCCUCACUCCUCCUGCCCCUGUGUGCCUCUGUGUCUUUGCUGGGUGGUCUGACCUUUGGUUAUGAACUGGCAGUCAUAUCAGGAGCCCUGCUGCCCCUGCAGCUGGACUUUGGGCUGAGCUGCUCACAACAGGAGCUCCUGGUGGGCAGCUUACUCCUGGGAGCUCUCCUGGCCUCCCUGGUUGGGGGCUUCCUCAUUGACCGCUAUGGCAGGAAACAAGCCAUCCUUGGGAGCAACCUGGUGCUGUUGGCAGGUAGCCUGAGCCUGGGCCUGGCCAGCUCCCUGACCUGGCUGGUCCUGGGCCGCUCAAUGGCUGGCUUUGCCAUCUCCCUCUCCUCCAUGGCCUGCUGUAUCUACGUGUCAGAGCUGGUGGGGCCCCGGCAGCGAGGAGUGCUGGUGUCCCUCUAUGAGGCAGGCAUCACCGUGGGCAUCCUGCUCUCCUACGCACUCAACUACGUGCUGGCCCGUGCCCCCUGGGGAUGGAGGCAUAUGUUUGGCUGGGCAGCUGCCCCUGCGCUCCUGCAGUCCCUCAGCCUCCUCCUCCUGCCUGCUGGUACAGGUGAUGCUGCAGCCCACAAGGACCUCAUUCCCCUCCAGGGAGGUGAGGCCACGAAGCUGGGCCUGGGGAGCCCAAGAUACUCCUUUCUGGACCUUUUCAGGGCCCGGGAUAACAUGCGAGACAGGACCACAGUGGGGCUGGGGCUGGUGCUCUUCCAGCAGCUAACGGGCCAGCCCAAUGUGCUGAGCUAUGCCUCCACCAUCUUCCACUCGGUCGGCUUCCGGGGGGGCUCCUCAGCUGUGCUGGCCUCUGUGGGGCUCGGUGCAGUGAAGGUAGCGGCCACCUUGACUGCCAUGGGAUUGGUGGACCGAGCGGGCCGUAGGGCCCUGUUGCUGGCUGGCUGUGCUCUCAUGGCCCUAUCGGUCAGUGGCAUUGGCCUCGUCAGCUUUGCCGUGCCCAUGGACUCAGGCCCAGGUUGCCGGGCUGUGCCCAAUGCCACCAAGCUGUCAGGCCUCCCUGGAGACUCCAGCCCGCCCAGGGGCCUAUCUCCACCUCUGCUGCCGACAAGCAGCCAGAACCCAUCGCAGCCAGUCUUCCCAACCUCUGAGAAAACCAAGCAUCAUCCCAGAGCUGGGGACCCCCCAGCCCCUUCCGCCUCAGCCCUACGCACCACCCCACCACCCCCUCCUCCCGCCCCUGAGCACACCUUGCUGCACUGGACCGCGCUGGUCUGCAUGAUGGUCUUUGUGAGUGCCUUCUCCUUUGGAUUCGGACCAGUGACCUGGCUUGUCCUCAGUGAAAUUUACCCUGUGGAGAUCCGAGGGAGGGCCUUCGCCUUCUGCAACAGCUUCAACUGGGCCGCCAACCUCUUCAUCAGCCUUUCCUUCCUCGACCUCAUCGGUGCCAUUGGCUUGUCCUGGACCUUCCUGCUAUAUGGGCUGACUGCUGUCCUAGGCCUGGGCUUCAUCUAUUUGUUUGUCCCUGAAACAAAAAACCAGUCAUUGGCAGAGAUAGACCAGCAAUUCCAGAAGAGACGGUUCACCCUGAGCUCUGGCCGCAGGCAGAGCUCGGCUGGCAUCCAGUACAGCCGCAUUGAGGUCUCUGCAGCCUCCUGAGGAGUCCAUCUGGAAGAUGCUGGAACCAUGGUUUUAGCAGACAGUCUUCAGCUUCCCAUUUGCCUGGGCCCCGGUGCACAAGUUUUAGGGGGUCCUUCAAGAGUCUCCCCUGCUCUAGAAGUCUGUUUGUUGGGGCAAAAGGGAUGAAAAUCUGAGAACCCCAAAGUCUUCAUUUUGAGUCUUGGGCUCUGAGGGUACCCGAGGCUCUGCCUUUUUGCCUCAGUUUCCCCACUGACUUUGCACAUCUCUGCAGUAAUGAACUUAUGAGAACAUCUUAUGAAGACUCCGUUGCUCUGUGGACCUUCCAAAGACUCUCUAGAGUACCAACCCUGGUGGGAAGUCUCUCCUGGUGCCAUCCCUAAAUCCAGCUGAGGAUACUGUAUUCUCUGCUCUUUUUCCCUCCGGCUGGGACUUUUGGGGGAAAGGGAUGCCUGAUUUUUGGCUCUCAGACCACCUCAUUUUGUUCCACCCCUCUAAUUCUCUCACCGGGAAUAUCUAUCAUUCCCCAGCAACUCAGAUGGUGGGGGAGGCUUGAGUCCUAGUCCUGAUCUGCUGGUGUUCUUGCUGUCCGACCAUGGGCCACAGCCUCCCCUGUAUGUGCAAGGGGGGCUCUGAACCAGGUGGUUCUUAAGACCUCUUCUGUCACCAAUGAGCUGGGAUUCUAAGUGCUGACAAUACCACACAUGUUUAGCCUGGGCUCUGCUCUCAAAUUGCUAGUCUCUUAGGGGAGGUAGGUUUAAUCAGGAGAAAGGUGGACACAAUUCCAGAGCUGAAGGCACUAAAGUCCAAGGCCAUUGGAGUGCUGGUAAUGAGCUCCAGAGCUGUUUCCAGGAUAGUGCGAAAGGACUCUGCAGAAAAGUGAUGGGUUUGGGAGCUAACAGACCUGGUUGUUGGCGUGGCCUCCACCUCUUGGUAGCUACUGACCUGGAAGAAAUAACAACUCUCUCAAGCCUCAGUUUCCACAUCUGCAGAAUGGGGAUCCUUGUGUCCUCCACAGUCUAUUUAAUCUCGGUUUCUCAUCACCCAUUUAGCCGGACAGGAUGGGGGUGAGGGGUGGAUCUCUGUUAACCUUUAACACGCAGGUCCUCCCUUUUGGGGGGGAGAUGGUGGCUGAGCAAGUAGCUCAGGACCGCUCCUAUGUCCUCCUUUCGUCCUGUUUCUAGAUGCUUUAUGCCCAGUGGUGUGUUGGAGCUGGCCUGUGCGGGCUUGGGAAAGCCAACUGCUCAGUUUUCAGGAUUUUUGAAAUUUAGCUGGCUGUUAAACACAGCUGCUAAAAAAAUUAAGUGAUUGAUACUAAUAAUAAAUUGCAUCAAAAACCAAGGUAACAGGUACUAAAAACUCAUUACUUCCUUAUUUUACUACGUUUUGCUAUUGUCUGUGACCUUAAGGUCAUGUACAUCUAUUGCAUCACAUGAAGAAUGUGGGGGUGGGGCACCACCCAUCUCUUGCCAACUCUGCACUCAGUGACAUCACAUUGGUCACUUGAAGUUGUCCACAGGGAGUGUAGCUGCACCACAGAGACUGGGGCAGAUCAGGGCUUGAGUUGCUGGGUUUUUUGUUUGUUUUUUAGGGCUGCACUUGUGGCAUAUGGAAGUUCCGGGCCAGGGGUCGAACUGGAGCUGCAGCUGAGACCUACACCACAGCCACAGCAACACUGGGUCUGGGCCACAGGGUGACCAACACUGCAGCUUAUGGCAAUGCUGGAUCCUUAACCCACUGAGCAGGGCCAGGGAUCAAACCUGCAUCCACACAGAGACAGCAUCGGGUCCUUAACCUGUGGAGCCGCAACAGAAACUCCUCGAGUUACUGUUUUGUUGAUUUUCCAGUCUUAAGAAUGUGAUGGAUUAAAUGUUAAUAAUGCAAAUUAAACUGAAAAGUCUGUCGUGUCUGUA